GGAAGGAGCUGGGAUCCCGGUGCUGGCGCAGGGGCGGGAACGCCGGGCUUGGCUGGAACGAUGAGCUGCUUCGAGGGACAGAUGGCCGAGUAUCCAACCAUCUCCAUAGAUCGUUUCGACAGGGAGAAUCUGGGGGCCCGCGCCUAUUUCCUGUCCCACUGCCACAAGGAUCAUAUGAAAGGAUUAAGAUCCCCUUCUUUGAAAAGAAGGUUGGAGUGCAGCUUGAAGGUUUACUUAUACUGUUCUCCUGUUACUAAAGAGUUGUUGCUAACUAACCCAAAGUACAAAUUUUGGGAGAAUAGAAUUCUAUCAAUUGAAAUUGAUACUCCUACCCAGAUAUGUCUAGUUGAUGAAGCAUCAGGAGAGAAGGAAGAGAUUGCUGUGACCCUCUUGCCAGCUGGUCAUUGCCCAGGAUCAGUUAUGUUUUUAUUUCAGGGCAGUAACGGAACUGUCUUGUACACAGGGGACUUCAGAUUGGCAAAAGGAGAAGUUGCCAGAAUGGAACUACUGCACUGUGGGGGCAGAGUGAAAGACAUACAAAGUGUAUACUUAGAUACUACCUUCUGCGAUCCAAAAUUUUAUCAAAUUCCAAGUCGGGCGGAGUGUCUGAGUGGAAUAAUAGAGCUGGUUCGAAGCUGGAUCACUCGGAGUCCCCACCAUGUCGUGUGGCUGAACUGCAAAGCAGCGUACGGGUAUGAAUAUCUAUUCACCAACCUCAGUGAAGAAUUUGGAGUACAGGUUCACGUGAAUAAACUCGACAUGUUUCGAAACAUGCCCGACAUUCUUCAUCAUCUCACAACAGACCGUAGCACUCAGAUUCAUGCGUGUCGGCACCCAAAGGCAGAGGAAUACUUUCAGUGGAGCAAAUUACCCUGUGGAAUGACUUCCAAAAAUGGAAUUCCACUCCACACAAUCAGCAUUAAGCCAUCCACUAUGUGGUUUGGAGAAAGAAACAGAAAAACAAAUGUAAUCGUGAGGACUGGCGAGAGUUCAUACAGAGCAUGCUUUUCUUUUCACUCCUCCUACAGUGAGAUUAAAGAUUUCUUGAGCUACAUCUGUCCUGUGAAUGCAUAUCCAAAUGUCAUUCCAGUAGGCAUAACUAUGGAUAAAGUUAAAGAAAUCUUGAAGCCUUUCUGCCGAUCUUCCCAAGAUACAGAGCCAAAGUAUAAACCACUUGGAAAACUGAAGAGAGCCAGAAAAACACAACCAGCCUCAGAGGAGGAGGAAGAUGAUCUCUUUGAUGAUCCUCUGCCAGUACCUUUAAGGCACAAGGUUCUAAACCAACAAACUCUGCACCCUGAGGUAUUUCCAAUGACUGCAGUAUCACAAAAUCAGCCUGAAAAACUGAGACAAAGUACAGGAUGCUUCAAAGCAGAAAGUAUACAAACCUCUCUUUGGACAAACUUUGUGGAUUGUGAAGAAUCCAACAGUGAAAGCGAAGAAGAAUCACAAGUCUCACCUUCAGCUCAAGGAGAUCUGAGUUCUGCUACAUGUCACCAGCAAAAGACCGGUGUGGAAGUACCACAGUGGGAAGUAUUCUUUAAAAGAAAAGAUGAAAUCACAGAUGAUGGUUUGGAAAACUGCCCUUCAUCCACAGAAGCAGGGGCCUCUCAGUCACCAAAGCUUUUCAGUGACUCUGAUGGGGAAUCAACUCACAUCUCUUCUCAGAAUUCUUCUCAGUCAACACAUAUAUCAGAACAAGGAAGUCAAGGCUGGGACAGCCAAUCUGACACUGUUUUAUUAUCUUCCCAAGAGAGAAGCAGUGCAGAUAUUACCUGCUUAAACAAAGGUGGCUGCAGACCAAGAAUCAAAGAGAAUAUUUCUGCCUCUCAGAUGGAACAAAAUGUGCUUUGCCCAAAGGAUGGAUACUCCGAUUUGAAAAGCAGAGAUCAAGAUAUAAAUAUAGUUCCUGGUGUUGGAGAACCAACUACUUUAAGCAGUGGGAAAAAAAUACCUCAUGAAAAAUUGUUGCUAAAUCCUAGUACCAAUGCAGAUUCACAGAGCUCCUCUGAUUUUGAAAUUCCCUCAACUCCAGAGGCUGAACUACCUAAACGGGAACAUUUAAGGUAUUUAUAUGAGAAGCUGGCAACAGGUGAGACUAUAAUAGUUGAAAAAAGAAAAAGCUCUUUAUCAGAUAACUAGCAAUUAAAAACAUUUCAUUUUAGAGCAACGACUAAAAAAACCUAUACAAAUAGGCAAAGUCAUAAUAAAUGAAAGCAUACUAAAAACAUUUUAUAUAACCUAAUAGGAAGCAGUAAACAGGGAAUGUAGGAAUCAAAGAAAGGGAAAAAACAUGGUACAGUAGAACUAAAUCCAAAGUACAGUAAUUACAUUAAAGGUAAAAUGGUCUAAGCGAAACAGUGAAAAGUUGGGGGAAACAUAAUCUAAUUAUAUGCUGUCUUUAAGCAACUUACUUCAGAUGACACUGGGUUUUAAAAGUAUAAAGAUGAAAAGAUAUACUAUAUAAACAGUAAAAGAAACUGGUAGUGGCUAUAUCAAUAUCAAAUUACUAAUUAUAAAGGUCCAAUUCAUCAAGAAACAAUUUAAAAUGUGUAUGCACCUACCAGUUUCAAAAUAUACAAAGCAAAAUUGAAAGAAUAAACCACAAUUAUAGGUGGUGAUGUUAGUGGAUACUCAGAGGAAUCAAUGACAAGAGGACUCAGUCAGUUUUCUCAUUUUUCCAGAAGUAAAUGUUCCAUUCCCAGAUGUUAUGAAAAAGACAGAUUAGCUCUUUUCCAUUUGCAUUGGGGGAAAACCUGGACAGUUAUGAUACAUGAUGGGCUUUUGUAUACAUGCCUAUAAACAUUCUGAAUAUUUUCUUGGCAUUUGAUAAUCAUACCAUCAAUUUAAUAUUACAUAUUGCCACAUUUUUAUUGUUUUAUGUGAGUCUGGCAUAAUAAAUUCUGGCUGAAUGAAUUUAAUAGAUUUUAAAAUACAGGUUUAUAUUAUAGUACAGAAUAAUUCCUAAUGUUUCUAUAUGGUGCUUUGUCAGUGUUUUACUUGAAAAAACACCCUUUGAGGUAGAUAACAUUAUCCCCAUGCACAGCUGAGGGGGCCAAAGCACAAAUAAGUUAUUAACUCACGGAGUUAACCAUGGGGUUACGGGCUAAGUCAGGACUCAGACAAUUCAAUAUAGAGUCUGUGCUCUUAACUAUGAUGUUCUAAUCUAUAAUGCCACUCAAAAUGCAGGAUUAAUUGCAGUGGCUACUUGAUUUUUACUUGAAGAACUAUAAAAUAUAAAUGGAAUAGUGGGGGGAAAAAAGUUUGAGUGCCAAGACAUAUCACAAGAAACCCAGAAGUUUGUCAUGUGCCUUACAGAGGUAUUCCACAACUUAGAAGUUUAAUAGUAGAUACUGAUUUUUAAUGCCUGCCUGGAGUUGGUUUAAUGUUAAAAAUUAGGUUUAGUUUACUGCCUACUACUGAGUGAUUAUGGGCAUGUCAGUGUUACCUAUCCAGUGUAAAUUUAUUUCUGUGUAUGUGAGUACAUAUGAAAGACUUAUGGCUUGCUGAAUGACUAUUACCUCUACUUUAAAAAUUCCUUUGCACUUUAAGGCAGUACAGAGCACAGUAUGUUUGAGUAUCUGGUAGUAGUAGCAGAUAUCUCACUCAAAAAAAUUUUAGAGGUAUUCAUCCACACUCAGUAAUACUAAGUGUGAGAUUCUACUUUAAUAUUCAAAUGCUUGAAGCAUGACAAUGAUACUUUUUUUUAGAAUUUCUUACAAGGAAAAUAACAUUAAUUGUAUAAAGCAUUAAUAGCAGGUUGGCAGGAAUAUAUCAGUAUUUUCCUACCUCACUUGUAGCCUUAUUAGAAAUGACAGCAAAAUAUUCAGAAACAAAAUUAAGUAAUGAAAAAUCAAAUGCAAAUCAAAUGCAAACUAAAUUUAUUCUGCUAAAGAAAACUGCUGAAGUGUAGGAAAAUUAAGUAGAGCCUGGAGUUUGCAUGGGAUGGGGGGGGUGGCAGGGGAAACCUGAGAUUACCUCUUGUGUUAUCACAAUCCUGUGUAGAUAUGAGAAAAAAUACAACUUAAAUAUGAACUUACAGUCUAAGUUUGAUCUAAAUAUUGUCCUUGAAUAUUUGCUUUAUAUUGAGAAUAAAUUCUAACAACUUAGGAAACUAAAAGAAGCUAAAUGCUGACUUAAACUAGUUAAGGCUCCUAACAGCUUCAUUUCAAGUUUCUAUUAUUUUACUGUUUAAGUUCAGCAUUUUAUUAACAUAAGGGUAACAAAGGUAUUUAAAAGCUCAAAGGUCCAUUACAUUUCUAUUAAAAGGACAAAACAAGUUUACUAAAAAGAGUAAUUUUCCCUUUGCCCUUCAGUUUUACACCUUUUUUUUUUUUACACAUAAGAGAGACAACAUCAAAAAGUAAAGCACUUUAUAAGAAUAUUAAAAUUACAUCUUUAAACUCAUUAGAACUAUCAUUCAAAGUAAAUUGGGAGCAACCUGUAAAUCUGUGACCCUUUCUCACUGCUAAUUUUUCAUAAAGAAAACAUAAAUGGCACUAAAAAAUGCAUUUUCCCUCAACACUUGCAAAUUUUGGUUAGCAGAUAUACUCUUGAGGCCCUAUAAUGUAAACAAUUAACACUGUAGUAUCCAAAGAGCAAAGUCAUGUGAUGGUGGUAUAGUGAAAAAGAAUAAAUGGUAGCUUGUCUCAAAAAAAAAAAAAAAGAGGUUAAGGAUUAAGAGGAUAUCUGAAGUGCUGCAUUCUUGAAGUCAAUUCAGUUUUACCUAAGCUAAUUUUAGAUCAUUAAGCGUAGGGUAGUGAGGCCUCUCUGGUGGCGCAAGGGGUUAAGAUGUAACCUAUGAGGCCACUGCAGCACGAGUUCAAUCCCUGGCCAGCCAGGGAGCUACCCACAUGGUGCAGCAGACCUCUCCUGACUCACCCACUGCUCCCCUCAGCAGUGUACUUAAGUCAGUCUGCCUAUUCUGUUCCCCACUGUCUCUGGUGAAUACUCUCACCCCCUCUACACAUAAAUAAAUCUUUAAAAAAAAAAACAAAAACCUAGGGUAGUGAGCUUAGAUAGGACUUAAUUAGGAAUACAAAAGGCUAGAUAAUUUGCAUUUACCUUCAUAUUGGACAUCAUGAUUAGAAAUCCCAGAAUGAAAAAGAGAUGAAAACAGUUUUUCCUGAUUGAAGUUUUACUAUUCAGAAAAAAAGACAAUAUAUUCCAUUUCAGUAUAUUUCAAGUAAUAAAUGGACUUAAAAUUCACUUGGACCAAGGCAAGUUUAGCUUAAUCACAUUUAAAAAGUUCAUGUAUAAAAUUUCACUUCAAAAUAAAGAUUACUUAUUAAAGACGAGUCUACAAGGAAAUAUAAAAAUGAUUAAAUUUGGUAUAAAGAAAAUGUUAAACCUGCCUGAAAUCAGGAAGAUAUAAAGUUAAAGUACUGUGCCAAACAAUUAUAAUUAGCUACAGUUGCUCUCAAGGGUACUCUUGUUUUACUCUUUAGACCAAAGUUACUCAACACGGGUUUUCUAAUUCAUGUUCUUAAGAGGGGCCCUUAAAGCGCUCCAUUUCCCCUACCUGGCACUCAGAAACCCCUCUGGUCCCACUGUCCUGAUCUUUCAAAGAAACAAGGGUCAGCUGUUACAGAAUUUUAGAAAGCUUUUUAGAGAUUUUUUUCUACAGGGUUAAAAUUACCUUAUAGAAAUACUGGCUCAUACAUAUACCCCUCAUAUCAAACCAAAGCAUGAAAUCAAGCUGUAAUUAAAGUUUUUUAGAUUUAAUUUUAUACCUUAAAUUCCUGUAUCACUGAGAUCUUUAGAUGAAGUAUAAAAUAGAGUAUAAUUUAGUAUCACUUAUUUGUUUUAAAUACAAGCACAGUGAGAACUAGGUAAAUAGUAAUGACAACACAGUAACAAAAAUAGAACUUGAGUAUUUGCCCAAACUGAAUUAACUAUUUCUCUAAAUCAAGGUAUAUGGCACGUUCAAAGUUUGAUCUUAGCAACUGUUACAUCAUUUUAACACUUAAAACACUGAAGGAGGCAUCUCUAUUCACAUAAGCUUCCUAAGUGUGUGUGUGUGUGUGUAUAUAUAUAUAUAUAUAUAUAUAUAUAUAUAUAUAUAUACUGAUCUGGAAGUAGUUUUGGUUCAAGUUUGGUAUCUCAUACCAAAUAUAUGUUCAUUUCAGAUUAUUUUAUGUGACCUUAUAUUCCUCUCUUCAGAAGCAUCUGAUAGUCAUUUGGCCAAUGGUGUAAAACAGGAAUUGUAAUUAACAGUAUAUAAUCUUGGUAAUAUGAAAGAGUUCCCAAAUAUUAGGAAAAAAAUUUAACAUUAGAGAAAAACAAUUACAAAUAUCAGUUCUAUUUCCUGAAAAUUCAGUUGAGGUAACCUCUGCAAGUCACAGCUCCACAUUUGCACACAGUUCUGACCCUCUUUUUGGCUGGGCUGUGGUCAAUAGAAUCUGAAGAUAUAUCUCCAGAACCUGAACACAUAGAGAAAGAAAUAUAGGAAAAGCGAGUUAAGACAAUUCAGAAAGAGUUUCAAAUUUUCCAUCAAUUUUAAAGUAGCUAGCAAGGUUGCUUACAUAUUCAAUACCAUCAUAGGAAGUCAACUUCUAAGGAAAUCUAAAUUCUUUUUUUAUAUAUCAACAAAACAAGUUUUAUGAAACAAUUAACAUCCAUGAAACUGUACUUGGAAAUCAUACCUUUCAUUUGAUAAUCAAAAGUGAGUUCUUCUCCAGCACUUAUGGUUCUUGUGGAAAAUAAUGCUAUUCGGGGAAGACGAGUAUCGAGGUUAUCAAUGAAAACAUUGAACACUUGAAGAUUUGGAUCACACUAAAAAGGAAUAUUAGAUCCAUUUAAUUAAAAAUGAUGUGAACAAGCUCUUCUACAUGCCAUAUGAAAUCUUUAAUUUCCAGAGUAGUAGUUUAUAAGUUCUACUAGAAAUUUUAGUUACUAUUGUUUAGAGGUUUUUGAAGCACACAUUUAAAAAGACUUCACUAACAGAAAAUCUCAGACAUACAUAGAACUAGAGAAAAUAAAUUCACAUGUUUCCACUCUGUAGCUUCAAUAAUUUGCCAAUCAUGUUUUAGCUAAUCCUUUUAAAUUUUUCUGGAUAAUUUUAAUGCAAACUCAGAUAUACCAUUUCAUCUCUAAUUCAGUAAGGCAUAUUUAAAGAACUGCAAUAUUUUAAAAAUCAGCACUUUAGAACUCAAAUUUUCUACUCCAUGGGGUUUCAUUGCUUAAACUUUCACUUGAAAUUGUCCAAUAUCUUGAGAACUCAACGUUAAAUUAAGGAAUAUGCAAGAAAGAUGCAGUGAAUUAUACAAAGAAAUCAAGUGUUUAGUUGACCUUGAAUGAAAUACAUUUUGAUAGUAUCUCAUAUUUGACAUUAAGAAAAAAAUUAAUGUAAAAAUGGGAAAUCUAAUGAGGAAAUCAGAAAGUCUGACAUUUUACUACAAAUCAUAAACUAGUUUCUUGGUAUGAAACCUAUCAAAAGUUUAACAUGGUCUGCUGUCCUUAUGUGGUCAGCUAUACCACAUACUCUGCAUUUUCCUUGUAAUCUAUAAAAAUGGAGAUAAUGUCAACCUCAUUGGUCUUAUCACGUUGUCAACUUGACAUGUACUAGUUUAUACUGUGUAACAGAUUAUUACUAUUAACCUCUCUUAUUUUGAGAAGUUUUUGUAGUAUAUAAGACUCUGGAGUUUAGGUUCCAACUUUAAAUUCUUUUCAAAAAAUAAUUAAAAAUCAAGGAAGAAUACUAAUUUAUAAUUUAGAAAAAUAGCCCUAAAUACUUCAAUAUUCUAUAAAUUCUUAAACUUUAUAAAAAUGUUGACUUAUUUACAUUUUUAGAGAAUACCUCUGUUUUUAGUGUACAUUCUAAAACUAUACUUGAUCUUAGCCAAAAGGCUGAGCAGUGAUAAUACAGCCUAAAAUUAGAUGUUAACUUCUGAAAUAAACUUGCAGAGUUGUGAUUCUUAAAUUUAUUACUUAGUUUUUAUUACUUAGCUCAUUUGCUCAUUAAUUUCCACAUCUGUACAUAUACCUUAUAAAGUUGGAAAGUUUAAAUCAAGUAACUUAUAAAGACUUUUUGCAAAAUGUAUUUGGUAGGCACCUCAAAGGAUUUUCCUAAUAUAGCAAUAAUAUUAUGACUUAACAGAAGAAGCCCUCAAUAUUACAAUAUUUUGGAAAUGUUAAAAGGGUCCAUAGUUUAAAUAAUUCCUCAACUAUGCAAAAAUCAUCAAAAACAAUACUAAGUUAAAUUAUUAGUCCUGUCUGUAUUUCUUACACUGUGAUUCACAAAAUGAGACACAUUUCCAUAGCGAGCUGCAUCUACUGUGAAUUCAUCAGAUUCAUAGUCCAGAUCAAAGAGAUAAGUGAUUCCUUUGUUGUCAUAUAACUGCCCCCGCCUUUCAGCUUCUUCACUUGUGAUUACCUAAAAAGAAAAAACUGUAUUAAAUAGUUAUUGCUGAACUAAAGAAACAUUCAUAAAUUCAUUAACAUACAAAUGUUUAAAAAGAAAUUCAAGUGCCAUUGAAACAAACAUUCACUUAAAUUUGAAGGACAAGACAGAAAGAGGUGGGACACCAAGGAGAGGAGAAAUAAUGAUGCACCAAAAUUAGGACUGUUCAGGUAUUAAGACAACCCAGCAAUUAAGUUGAAACCAUUGUAAUUUAUUGAGCUGUUCAAAAGGCUAUAGAUAUAACUACAGCUCUCUGUAACUGAAUGUAAAGGACUGAAUUUAAAGGAUAUAACUGAAUGUAAAGGACUGAAUUUGCCAAGUGUAUGUGCUCUAAAGCAACAUUUUUCCUGUAACUAAUUCGUAUGCAGUUAUAAAUGGAAGUUUAUUACAAAUGCAGAAUAUUUGUAUGUUAAGUUUGUAGUCAACUGCUUUGAAAGCUUAGUUUUGUAUAAUAGGUUGUUUUUCAUGAAAUUCUGAGCUCAAAACCAUCAUCUGUAGUUCUGCUCGUAAGCACAUAGCUUUACCAAAUGCUCAACUUAGGUAACCAAAAAUAAAUUGUGGUAUCAAUGAAGUUUAGCUGCUGCAUUAGCUGAAAAAAGGUGGGGGGAAUAAUUUGAUUAUAUAAGAUCUAGUAUCCUGAAUGAUUAGUUAUCUGCCAUUGUUUUAAAGUUUAAGGGUCAAAAGGUGUAAUUUAAUCUCAGAAUUCUGGAUUAAUACAUAGAUAAAGCAUUUCCAAACAACACUAUGUUUUAAAAUCAGUCAGAUUUGACAGCCCUACAUGAUGCAGUCACACUUAUUUUUUUCUAGUCACAGCUUCACCCACCAUUCAGUUUGAGGUGGGGUGGUACAGGGAUGGAAUGCACUAAUUUUGGAGCUUUGGUUUUGAAUCUUGUCUUUUUUACUACCCUCUGAUCUUGGGCAACUUGUUCAAUUUUCUGUGCCUCACUUUCCUUAUCUAUAAUAAUGAAGAUAAUGGUGCCACCUCAGAGUUACUGAGAGAACUGUUAAUAUAUAAUGUGCUUAGAAUAGUAUGUUGUAUAGGAUAAAUACUAUUUUGUAUAUAUAGUAUUGGUGUAAAAAUAAAUUUGCUAGUAAUGGUAAUUUAGAGAAUGCUAAAGUUAUAAAAGUUUGGACUUUCUUAUGGAUGCAAUAAAUGUACAUAUGUUUUAUAAUAUGUA
Messenger RNA from Talpa occidentalis (Iberian mole), 9579 nucleotides. RefSeq names its product DNA cross-link repair 1C (gene DCLRE1C). Gene Ontology annotation, biological process: double-strand break repair via nonhomologous end joining; interstrand cross-link repair; protection from non-homologous end joining at telomere. The record is from RefSeq and is a predicted model, not a curated record. Gene Ontology annotation, molecular function: damaged DNA binding; 5'-3' DNA exonuclease activity. The transcript has 14 exons. NCBI's taxonomy places the organism in Eukaryota, Metazoa, Chordata, Mammalia, Eulipotyphla, Talpidae. Bases 61 to 2142 code for a protein of 693 amino acids.